UGACAGUCGCGGAUCCUGUGACACCUCCCAGCAGCCAGCCAGGCACUUGUUGCUCCCAGGACCUGUUGUCAUCCCUUCACCGGCUUUCCCUCUAGUCCCCUGCGCCCUGUUGGCGGCUCCCCUUUGCAUGGGAUCACCUGGGACACGAUCUCUCAGACACGGAGAAAUAAGUGGGUUUUUAAAACCGUGCUGAAGAGAGGCCCCGCGAGCGGGCGCGCGGAGCGCUGGCCCAGGCGCUGCAGAGGUGGCGCCUCUCCGUCCCGGGACGGUGGCCCCGGGCGCCGACGGCAUGACGGACUCGGCCACAGCUAACGGGGACGACAGGGACCCCGAGAUCGAGCUCUUCGUGAAGGCUGGAAUCGACGGGGAAAGCAUUGGCAACUGUCCUUUCUCUCAGCGUCUCUUUAUGAUCCUUUGGCUGAAAGGAGUUGUGUUCAAUGUCACCACUGUGGAUCUGAAAAGAAAGCCAGCUGAUCUACACAACCUUGCUCCUGGCACCCAUCCGCCCUUCUUGACCUUCAAUGGGGACGUGAAGACAGAUGUCAAUAAGAUUGAAGAGUUCCUGGAGGAGACCUUGACUCCUGAAAAGUACCCCAAACUGGCUGCAAAACACCGAGAGUCCAACACUGCAGGUAUUGACAUCUUCUCCAAGUUCUCUGCCUACAUCAAAAACACCAAGCAGCAAAACAAUGCUGCCCUCGAGAGAGGCUUGACCAAGGCCCUGAAGAAACUGGAUGACUACCUGAACACCCCUCUGCCAGAGGAGAUUGAUGCCAAUGCUCAUGGGGAUGAUGACAAGGGGUCCCAGCGCAAGUUCCUGGAUGGGGAUGAGCUGACCCUGGCCGACUGCAAUCUGUUGCCCAAGCUCCAUGUGGUCAAGAUUGUGGCCAAGAAAUACCGCAACUAUGAUCUCCCAGCUGAGAUGACAGGCCUGUGGCGGUACCUCAAGAAUGCCUACGCCCGGGAUGAAUUCACCAACACCUGUGCGGCUGACAGUGAGAUUGAGCUGGCCUAUGCAGAUGUCGCCAAGCGCCUUAGCAGAUCCUGAGCUAGGCCCUCUUGUCUGUCCCUGCCACAGAAGACCUCCACUUCUCCCAAAGGCCUCCAACUUUAGACUCCUCUUCCUCAUUGCCUCGGGAAAUUUUUUUUUUUUUAAUCAGGCCACAUCUUUCUGGCAUCAUUGGAACUCCAGUCUGCUACCUUGUAAGAAGGUCAGAGCCAUCACCUGCCUCUUUACGCUGAGGGAAUCUGGCAAACAGAGAGGAUUAAACAGUCAAACUCUCCCUUGUGGCCUAAUCAGGGGUCAGUUGGGAGGGCACACAUACAGGAUUGUCACUGGACUCUCCUUCUGCCAAUACCAAAAUAUCUUCUCAUACUUAAGCAACACGCAAUGCUUCCAUCCUCCUCUUCCACAGUCAGUGACUGUGAGACCAAGGACAAAUGCCAUUUUAGUUGUCAUUAGAGAGACAUCCAUCCCUUGUGAGGAGCAACAGUGAUUGGGGAAGGACCCAACUGCUUGGGCCUCUGGUAAAGUACCCUCAGUCACUUAAUUCUUCUGACACUCUUGUCCUUGGCACUGAAGGCCAGUCACUUCAAAUGCAGUCUCAAUUCAGUGCAGUGCCGGAAAUAAUGCAAUGCUGUUGUGCAACUGGCCCCCAGUUUUCACGUUGUCCUGGACUUGCCAGGAAGGAAACUGGCUUGUAAUUCCAAACUGGGGUGACUAUAAUGGGGAGGGGUAGGGGAGCAGUGUUGAUGCCAAAAAGGCCCCUGAGGGUCUACAGCCAUGGGUUUUGCUCACCUGCAUAGGGUUAGCUGCUCAUUGGAAAUCAAGUGUCUGAAUGUAUGUUCUGUUCAGUGAGUGGCUUUUGGUGUGAGAAAGAGAGGAGGAUCAUCAUAUUCCCUAGUAAACUUUUAGACUGGUUUUUUUCUCUCACGAUCUAAGUCUUGGACUGGUGAUAUUAUAUAACUACCAACCUUAUAGCAAAAACCCAAGGACUGGCCAAAAACUUCCUUCCCAGCCUUUUAGAAAGUUGCUCCUAGAUGCAGGUCUCUGGCUGGGUGUUCCCAGGAAGGAGCUCAUGAGAGAGAGAUGCAUUUAGGAAGUGAUAUGAUCAUGGACCAUCUUAGGAAGAAAGUCCAUAGGCCUUUCUGACUGGGAAACCAUGUGGUUCAACUUGAAGAAAUAUAUGUACCCAUCUGGGUUACUUUUCCUACCCUCAGAACCAACUGCUAGAUGAAAACAACAAAAAAAAGGCAACAAUUUUUUACCUAAUAUUUUCCUCUGUCAUUCUCCUUGAGUUUCACCCCCUAAAAGGCUCACCUGUCCUAAGCAUGGGGAAACUAAGAAAAAUGCACUAAUCAUUAACUCCCUCUGCCAGCAAGCCCCUGGGAGGAAAUCCAUCCUCCAGACCCCACCUUCAACAAUCCUGUCCUCUGUGUCGCUUGUUGGUGGAGGGUGAGGCUCCAGAGUGCCGGAAAGCCUGGACUUGGCUCAUUGCUCAGGGAGGGCAGGACAGCACGGGUCCUUUCCAUAGAAACAUCAACAAAUGCUAACCCAAGCAAUUUCUGGACACACCUGCCUCCAGGGAUCUCCAAAGGAAAAAAAGUGACCAUUGAUCAAAACUGAGGGAGGAAGCAGGUCUCCUUAGCCCACUGAGGAAGAGGACAUUGCUCAGCAGGACAUUUUAUAAGUCUGAGAGAGCUUUGAAGAGGCAGAAUGAGUUGAUUCAUUUCUACUGCUAAAGAAACCUUUCCACAGUCUCUCUGCUCACUGCCUCUGGAGAUGUUUAAAAUGUAGAACUGGGGAGGAAACAGCCCUUUUUAUGGCAGGGGAAAGCCCCAAACUGGCCUCCCGGGGGAUGAGAGCUCGAUGAUCCUGAUGGCCUUUUUAUUAGUGUGAAAUCUUGCUGUUCUCAGAAACCUUUCCCUGUCCUUACAGCACAGGCAAAUUGACCUCCAGGCAGCUCACCAUCCUGUGACCAAAAGGUGGGCUAUUGUUGAAACCCAUCUGUGAAGCAUAGCAUUCAAGGUGACCCAGGAGAGUGGCUGCCCCAGAGGAGGCAGCGGAAUCCUGAGGACUGUAAUGUGAUAUUUACAACCCAGCAAAUAAAGAGGUCUAAAAAACAAUUGUUUUAAAAAGUCCAAACCAGAUCAAUACUGUUAUUUCUAGCUGUUCCCCCCAUAGUUGAGUUGCUUUUACAUAAAUGACAAUAUUUGGGAAUCUUAUAUGAUCAAUCAUAACCAGUUUUAGGAGGGCUGGGAGUUACAGAAGGCUCUUCUGGGUACUUAAUUCAGGAAUACCUUUUUAUUUCAGCAGUAGACCAUUGUAUAAUGCAAGUGACCACUGAUUUAGAGUCUGAUGUCUUAUGACAGAUCUGUCCUAUUAUAUAAAAAAUAAUAAUAUUACUGUCUUUGUUUUCAAAAGAGAUUUUUCUUCAGCUCCUCCAGGCUCUCUGGGCUUUGCCUUUAACCUUAUCCUAUGCACAGCAUGCCACCUCUUAGCCAUGGUGAGGUGAGGUCUGCAGGUGUCCAAACAACCAGCUCAGAGAGAGGCAAAGGGCUGGCAGUUUGGAGCCUGCAUUCUGGAGUCUUUGGGUAGGAGGUAGUCUUUGUAAUUGGUCCGAAAUGAACAUUGGUUCCUCAGAACACGUUUUGUUGGCACAGAUAGCAGAGCUAUAUGUUGAGGUCCUAUUUUGUAUUUAAUUCUCUUCUUUGAAUUUCACAUCACUACUUUUUGUGGGGUAGGUUAGUGGAAGGCAGAGGCAGAAAGCUAGAGUCAGAAUUACUGGGUUGAACUUACCUAUUUAGGCCAACAUGUAUCUUAGGUUAGCCCAAAGAGAAAGCAUUGGAUAAGAUUUUAAUGACUAUAUUUUGAUAACUAUACUGGAUAAGUAAAAUCUUCAUUGAGCCAGGGCAUAGCUCCUUCCUGUCCUGACAAAGGAGGCCUGGUGCCUGAUUAGUUUGGAAUCACAGACAGGUAAGUCUCUUGUGUUACACUAGGGGUUAGAUAGGUACCUGGCACCAAACAAAUUAGUUACAAAGUGGGAAAUACAGUGAAUCAGCUUGUUUAACCAGGUGAUGCCAAACUAAUUCAGCUUCCUAGGAAAUGUCACUGCCCUCAGUGUUCCCUUCUGGUGCUGAUGGGAUCAGAAAGGAUCUUAGGUAUCAGAGGGCAUGUUUUAUGCCAUUUUGUCAAAUGAAGCAACAGAAGCUCUUCACAGCUCCUGUGCCAGGAGGUGGCCAUUCUUCAAACAAACAAUACCAAGAGUUUUAGGAUCAUUACAAGAUGGGGCAUUUCUGCAACAGAUAGACCUUGAUUAUGUUAAAGUCCCAGGGAUCAUCCUAGGAAUUGUGACCUAGACAACCACAAUUAAGAAGGAGACAGAACAGAAGCCUCCACCUAUCUAGUAAAAAUUUACUAAUGGAUCGGGUGUGGUAGUUCACACCUGCAAUCCCAGCAACUUGAGAGGCCGAGGGUAGAAGGAUGAGGCUCAAGAUGGACCCAGACAAAAGCACAAGGCCCCAUCUGAAAAACAAACUAAAAGCAAAAGGACUCGAGGUGUGGCUCAAAUGGUAGAGUACCUAGCUUGUGCCAGCCAAAAAAAAGUUCUCCAUCACUGUGAGACUCUGCAUAUCAAAUCAAAAAUCAGAUGGGUGGAGAAGUCCGGUAGCUGUUUCUGUGGUUCACCUCUCUCCCCACUGGCCAGGAGCAAACCUCAAUUGCACAGUGAUUCAAGAUGCUGGUGUCACUGUCCUUAGAAAGAGGAAAACUUAACUCACGGUUAAAACUAAGUUCAAUGGUUCUCAAAGGAGUCAUCUUUUUUAUGACAUUGAGAAGAAUCUUAAGAAAGCUUUAGAGAAAGAAGUAGGCAGGCGAAGUACCCAAUUCUGAUGUCAGGAGAACAUAAGUGACCUUGUCAUUGGCCUUAGGGCCUGUCUGCACACAAGCUGGUGUCCUUGAAUCCACUGCUUUCUGCCAUUAAAGUCAGACAGAAUUUGCCCUCCCCACAAAUGCAUCCUCUUCUCUUCAUCAGUAUUCCUCUCCCAGCCUCAUUUCCAGACACUUGUAUCUCAUGAUUAGGUGUAAUCUGUACAUAAUUUUUCAUAUUAUUUAAGGAAAUAGUUCUGAUUCUCCCUGCUAUCAAAAAUAAAUAAAAUAUUGCCUCAAUAAAAGGUUUUGGCUAAUAUGUAUUUCUAGACUAGCAAUUUGCUUUUAGGCAAAACACAGUUUUAAGGAUCCAGCACCUAAGGUAUUUUGUAUAUAGUUAGAGAUUUCACAAUAUUAACUAUGCAUGUAUUUUUAAAAAUCCAACUAGUGUUUGAAUUAUCUUAUGAUCCUUGCCACCUGGUUGUCCUAUUUUGUAAGCUGAGCUAACUAAUUUAGCAAACAUUGCCUACCUUUUAUAAAAGAACAAAUAUUUCAUUUUUUAAAAUGAUGGCUGAAUGAUAGCUACUUGAUUUUCCUGAGACCUUUAACUGUGGUGAUAAAAUAACAGACCUUGCUUUCAAGCCUUAAUAAAUGUAAAAUGCCUUUUAAAGAUGAUAUAGCUGAGUGUUUUCCUCAUGACUCUGAACCAGCUAUAAAUUUGUUCCCCAGUCUUGAUUGGUAUUGACUGAUUCAAAUAAAGUUGCUUUAUUUUCAAAUAUUAUAAAAGUGAUCUUUAGGUUUCUUGUUUAAGGUGAGAACUUCUUUUGCUGUUUCAAAUAACAAGUAUGAAAUAUUUCUUUUCUUCCAAAUAAAGGUGAUCUUAUAUUCCUAUUAUAGAAGAGAAGAUGGUGGUUCUUUUUAAAAAUAAAAAAGAAAUAAACAGAAAAGGGAGGGUGUGCAUAACUCUCAGCAUGCAUAACACCCUCGGUUCAAUUAUCAGCACUGAAAAAAAAGAAAGAGAGAGAUGGAGGGAGGGGAAAGGAAAGGAGGAAGAAGAAAAGAAAAGCUUUCUGAAGCAACCAUGCAAACACCUUUUUU
Castor canadensis (American beaver) is the source of this 5965-nucleotide messenger RNA. RefSeq names its product chloride intracellular channel 5 (gene Clic5). The record is from RefSeq and is a predicted model, not a curated record. Lineage: Eukaryota; Metazoa; Chordata; Mammalia; Rodentia; Castoridae.